Messenger RNA from Gracilinanus agilis (Agile Gracile Mouse Opossum), 894 nucleotides. RefSeq names its product vomeronasal type-1 receptor 1-like. Bases 1 to 894 code for a protein of 297 amino acids. Gene Ontology annotation, biological process: G protein-coupled receptor signaling pathway. The record is from RefSeq and is a predicted model, not a curated record. Gene Ontology annotation, molecular function: pheromone receptor activity. The transcript has a single exon. Gene Ontology annotation, cellular component: membrane. Lineage: Eukaryota; Metazoa; Chordata; Mammalia; Didelphimorphia; Didelphidae.
AUGAUAACUUAUAGUGGAAUUCUGGGGAUAAUAUACCUGCAAGUAACUGGAGUUGGAUUCCUAGGGAACUGUAUCCUCUUAUUCCAAAACAUCUUUGAUUUCAUCUUUAUUCAUAGGACUAGACCUAAAAAUCUAAUUAUUAUCCAAUUGGCCUUUUCCAAUGCCAUGUUGCUUCUUUUCAGGGGAAUACAAAAUACAACAAGGCUUUGGAUGAUGAAGUGUUUCCUGGAAGAGCUUGGAAUCAGAAUCAUAGCAUAUAUGCAGACAACAGUCCAGGGUCUGUCUCUGGGUAGCACUUGCAUCUUGAGUGCAUUCCAAGCCAUCACUAUUAGUCCAAACAAUUCCAUAAGUUUACAGCUCAAAAUAAGAGCACCAAAGUGCAUCAUUACAUGCAUUCUUCUUUGCUGGAUCUUCAAUUUACUUUUAUAUAUUAUUAUACUUCUAUAUCAUAAUGAUGGAAAGAAUAAUACCGAUAAUAACUAUGGAUGCAACAUUGUGUUUAAAAUUCUGGAUAUGUAUAAGAAUCACAUAAAAAAUACCAUCCUAAUAUAUGUCAAAGAUGCUAUGUGUGUGUGUGUCAUAACUUCUUCUAGUGCCUAUAUGAUAUUAAUCCUAUGUAAGCAUAAAAGACAUAUGAAACAUAUUCAUAGUAAUAGCCUCUCCAUAAAAAUAUCUCCUGAAACCAGAGCCACCAAAGCUAUCCUACUUCUACUAGGCACAUUUGCUUUGUUUAACAUAUUUGGUCCCAUUUUUAUUCUAUAUAUCAUCUAUUUUAAAUACAUAAACAACUGGGUAAUGCAUGCCUUAAUCUUUCUCUCUCUGGGGUAUCCAACACUCAGUCCUUUUAUUCUGAUCAGUAUUCAUAACCAAAUUCCCAGGAUUUGUGCUUAUUGA